GGGCACGGCCCGGGCCGCGGCCCCGCUCCACCCGAGCCCCCCGGGAACGGCGGCACGGCCCAGGACAGGCUCCGUCCGCCCCGGCCACCGGGGAAGCGAACAGAGGCGGCCCGGCCCGGCCCCGCACACCGCCCGGCCUCUCUCACUCACCCGCGGCCGCCCCUCAGCCCCGGCCCGGCCAGCGCCCGGCCCGCCCCGGGAACCGCCGGCCCGGAAGAGUUUCCCCGGCUCCCGGCGGGCGCAGCGCUGGCGGAGGCGGGGCCGGGCGGUGCCGGAGGAGCCCGAGCCCGGCAGUGCCGGCUGAAGCCCCGUUCGCCCGGCCCGGCCCAAGCCCCGUUCGCCCGGCCCGGCCCGGCCCGGCUCGCUGCCCCGGCGAUGGCGCAGGCGGCGCUGGGCGCGGCGGGGCUGCACUUUGACGAGCUGAACAAGCUGCGGGUGCUGGAGCCCGAGGUGGCGGCGCAGACGGCGCAGCUCCGCGAGGAGUGCCGGGCCUUCGUGGACAAAACAGCAGAAUUUCAGAAAAUAGUGGGCAGCUUGGUUGAGCUCGUUGACCAACUGGCCAAAGCUGCAGAAAGUGAGAAGAUGAAGGCCAUCGGGGCACGGAACCUGCUGAAGUCGAUCGCAAAGCAGAGGGAGGCUCAGGAGCAGCAGCUCCAGGCUUUGAUAGCUGAGAAAAAGAUGCAGCUGGAAAGGUACCGGGUCGAGUACGAGACUCUCUGCAAAAUCGAAGCGGACCAGAAUGAAUUCAUUGACCAGUUCAUCUUCCAGAAAUAGAGGAUUUUAGGAUAAAAACCAACCCACAUGGAAACUUGACCAGAAUCUCGAGAAUUUCAGAAAUAUGCAAUUUCCACUGAGCAGGAGUGCAGAUGGUUUGUACAGUGGAGGGGCUGUACCUCGGUUUGAGUGUACCGUGGCAAUAAGGAGGGCUGACAGCUCACACCUGCACAGACUGUUCUGGCCUUUGAUUUUAUACCAGUUUUGUAUAGUCAGUAGUUCUAAUUCAAAUUACAGUUGAAUUAAUGCUACUGGUGCUUUGUUUUGUCGCUUUUUGAAGUCUACAGCUCUUUCAUAGAAAUCACAAAAUAAAUUAUUCUUCUCAGGCUGUCUGGCUGUACCAGAA
Molecule: messenger RNA, 1120 nt
Organism: Vidua chalybeata
Lineage: Eukaryota; Metazoa; Chordata; Aves; Passeriformes; Viduidae
Gene: IFT20
Product: intraflagellar transport 20
Exons: 4
Coding region: 376-774 (132 amino acids)
Biological process (GO): protein localization to cilium; centrosome localization; intraciliary transport
Cellular component (GO): intraciliary transport particle B; cilium; centrosome
Source: RefSeq, a predicted model, not a curated record